AUGGAGAACCAACUUGUCGUCGUCAUCAGCGGCGCCGGCCGAGGGAUCGGCAACGCCCUGGCUCAAGCCUAUCUAUCACGCCCGAACUGUAUCGUGGUCGGGACGGUCCGCGACGACAGUACGCCGGCUGUUGCCGAGCUUGCGGCGUCACCCAAAGGAAGCGGAUCGAAGCUGCUCCUGGUCAAGAUCGAGAGUUCCGUCCCCGCAGAUGCAAGUGCCGCAAUAGAACGGGUAAAGGCCGCAAACAUCGACCAUAUCGAUAUCGUCAUAGCGAACGCUGGUGUGAGCCCACCAGUUGUGGGGCUCGAGACAGUCGAUCCUGAGGAGAUGGCCAGCGCAUACAGAGUCAACGUCCUCGGGCCUCUGGCUUUAUAUCAGGCCUGUUACGGACUCCUUGAAAAGUCAGCAAACGCCAAGUUCGUGUCUGUUAGCAGUGCUGCUGGGUCUAUUGGAGGCAUGGAAGGCAAUGGCGCCCAUGUCGCACCGGCGUAUUGUGCGUCGAAGGCGGCUCUAAACUGGAUCACCUUGGCGGCCCAUUGUAGUCAUGAAUGGCUCACAGCUCUUGCCUUGAACCCGGGUCUUGCAGAUACAGAUAUGGGCAACGGAACCGCCCGAUAUCUAGGCAUGGAGAAGGCGCCUUACACGAAGGAGUUCUGUGCAGAGAAGAUGAUAGCCAUAAUUGACAAUGCCAGUCGCCAGACUACGUCGGGGAAGUUCAUCAACGCCAUCAAUGGCAAGGAAUUGCCGUGGUGA
Molecule: messenger RNA, 753 nt
Organism: Anthostomella pinea
Lineage: Eukaryota; Fungi; Ascomycota; Sordariomycetes; Xylariales; Xylariaceae
Source: the annotation of a GenBank genome assembly